Molecule: messenger RNA, 743 nt
Organism: Amphimedon queenslandica
Lineage: Eukaryota; Metazoa; Porifera; Demospongiae; Haplosclerida; Niphatidae
Product: dynactin subunit 5-like
Exons: 5
Coding region: 16-561 (181 amino acids)
Cellular component (GO): dynactin complex
Source: RefSeq, a predicted model, not a curated record
CGUGGCUAAAUAAAAAUGGAGCAGCAAGAUAUCUAUUAUGAUAGUUCUGAGUACAUAGAGACGUCCUCUGGUAACAAGGUAAGCCGUACUUGCGUCCUGUGUGGUAGUCAGAACAUUGUUCUUAAUGGAAAAACAAUAGCACAAUCAGAGUGUGUCUUUAGAGGUGAUUUGGCUAACAUUAACAUAGGGCGACAGUGUGUACUAGGAAAGAAAGUCAUUAUAUCACCUCCUUAUAAGAAAUUAUUAUCAGGUGGAGCAUUCUAUCCAUUGCAAAUCGGUGACAACACCAUAAUUGGUGACAAUACAAUCAUCAAUGCAACUGUUAUUGGUCAUAGCGUUUACAUUGGAAGGAACUGUGUCAUUUCAAGGGCAGUGGUGUUAAAAGAUUGCUGUCGGAUAGAGGACAACACUGUAGUACCACCAGAGACCACUGUCCCAUCGUUCACUGUAUAUAAGGGAAACCCUGCACGUUAUGUGGAUGAUUUACCCUCUUGUACACAAGAAGUGAUGAUGGAGGCAACUAAAAGCUUCUACCAGCACUUUAAGCCCCAGAAGAAGUGAAAUGGGAAUCAUGGAGUCCUUUUUAAAUUAGAUCCACACCAACUUGUUAUUUUUUGUUGUUUAGUUUAAUUAAUGAAAUGUUCAAAAUUAUUAAAAUCACUGUCAUACUUUUAUGUUAUCAAUUACUUUGGUGCUAAUUAAUGUAAUCUCAUAUUCACUAAUGUUUCUUGACUUCAGCAUAA